AUGACGUCAAACCACGCCAAGAUACUCCUGCGCGAAUACGCGGCGGCAUGCGAACACUUCGACGAAGCGUACGAAUACAUGGCAAACAACAUGACCCCCUUCCUCUAUAAUAUCCAUAAGAUGCGCAAUCUGAUGGCCGCUAACCGGGUGGCAAUAUUGGAAGGCAGGACGCCGACCAUCACCGCCGAUGAGCUGAAGCUCAGCGUCGCCGACUUCAGCAACAAGCUCGACGUGCUCCUCAUCUCGGUGCACCGCCUCAUCGAGAACGAGCAGGACUCGACCAUGGGGCGGCUGGGAGAAGUCGAGCCGAGAGCCGAAGAGGAGAAGACGCAAGCGGACGCUGUUGACGUCAGCGAACAGCCCGAAGAGCAAAGCAGCGACGACCAGUCGCGCAGCGACGACCAGUCGAGCAGCGACAACCAGUCGAGCAGCGACAACCAGUCGAGCAGCGACAACCAGUCGAGCAGCGACAACCAGUCGAGCAGCGACGACCAGUCGAGCAGCGACGACCAGCCGAGCAGCGACGACCAGUCGAGCAGCGAACUGUCUCCCAACCCGUCGUGGGAGCAGACGGACGAAGAAGAAGAAGAAGAAGAAGACGAGACAAUCCGCCGCAUCAACACCCGUGUCAAGGAUCUGGCGGCCCGUCUGAUCGAGCACGGCCCCUAUGAGUUCGAGUUCAGCGUCAUUGAGGUGGCUGACCUGUUUGAUGACGUCAUCCGUAUCCUGGAGAACGACCACAUGCUGCUCGAGCUGCCGGCCGACAUCAUUGUCAUCGGCAACUUGAACGGCGACUACGCCCAGCUGUUCCGCAUCUUCAACAAGUGCGGCUGGUUGCCUGACAGGAAAUAUCUGUUCCUGGGCGGACUUACCGAUCCGAAGGUGCGCUACUCGUUGGAGACGCUCGAUGGACUGAUGCCGGUCUACCAAAUCCGAACCGGCGUCCCGGCCAGCAGUCUGCCAUCCAAAUGCUAUGAAUACCGUGAGAAAGGAGGCUAUUACAUCCCGGAUUUGACGAUGAACAUCACCGUCAGCGAGGGCGUUCAAUUGGACUGGAAAUCCGAAAAGGACAACCCACAAAACUUCCACGAUUUUAUCGCUCUUCGCCUGCACGGAGAGGGGCCGAACAAAGAAUUCACCGGCGCCGUGAUGUGCUGCGGGACUACGCUGUGCAACGCCGACGACGUCGAGUUCUACCUGCCCACCCGCAUCUCGCAAGGAUAUGAGCGCGAGGCCGAUUGGCGCAGGUCGAUGCCGUUCGUGCUCGUCAUCGCCGUGCUCGCCAUCACGCUGUGGCCGCAUCUCACCAAAGUUCAGGAAGAGAAUCGCGUGACGGCCCUCGAGAAGAUCGAACGCGCCAUGGUGCUCUCCGACGACUGGUUCGGCUUUCCUGCUCCAGUCUGCAUUCUGCACCCCGACGCCGAGGCGGUCAGCGCCAAGUUCUACCCGCCUAUGACGGAGCGCGCGCUGCGCCGGAUCCGUGCCGAGAAGGGGUGUCGUGACAAGGAGGCUCGCGACUACGCGGCUUUCCGCCGACUUCAAGCCGUCCUCCGCGGGCUUGAGAAGGCUCCACCACGAGCCCGUGACAGUUCGACAAUCCGCCGCAUCAACACCCGUGUCAAGGAUCUGGCGGCCCGUCUGAUCGAGCACGGCCCCUAUGAGUUCGAGUUCAGCGUCAUUGAGGUGGCUGACCUGUUUGAUGACGUCAUCCGUAUCCUGGAGAACGACCACAUGCUGCUCGAGCUGCCGGCCGACAUCAUUGUCAUCGGCAACUUGAACGGCGACUACGCCCAGCUGUUCCGCAUCUUCAACAAGUGUGGCUGGUUGCCGGACAGGAAAUAUCUGUUCCUGGGCGGACUUACCGAUCCGAAGGUGCGCUACUCGUUGGAGACGCUGUGUCUGCUGCUGGCGCUCAAGGAGUAUCCGGUGUACACGGUCUCGUCGCAAAUGCUGCAGAAGCGCGGUGUUCGCUCGGGCUGCAUUCUCUACGUGUCGCCGGGCGGGAUUGAGGCCGCCCGCUUCACCUCGCAUGACCAGCAUCCGGAGGCCGAGACUUGGAUGGACCGCACGGCCCAUGGAUGGCCGAGGAGGGGCAGUGCCGUGCCCCGCUCGUACGACACCAGCAAGGAGGAGAAGGAUGGCGAGAAGAAGGGCAACAAGGCCAGCGCC
Messenger RNA from Mesorhabditis spiculigera, 2169 nucleotides. NCBI's taxonomy places the organism in Eukaryota, Metazoa, Nematoda, Chromadorea, Rhabditida, Rhabditidae. The record is from the annotation of a GenBank genome assembly.